Molecule: messenger RNA, 783 nt
Organism: Echinostoma caproni
Lineage: Eukaryota; Metazoa; Platyhelminthes; Trematoda; Plagiorchiida; Echinostomatidae
Source: the annotation of a GenBank genome assembly
AUGUUCCGUUGGUUUUACAUCACCUCAUUUGAUAGAGAAAAGCGGGCAGAUUUCAAGUUUCCGAAAAAUGUUGAGGAGCUAAAAAGUCUGGGAAUAAUGUUAUCUGAAUACCAGGACACAUAUUAUUGGGAGAUUCUCAUAGUUAUGAUUACAGCGUACAUAUUCCUCCAGUCCUUCAUGAUUCCGGGCUCUGUAUUCAUGAGCAUACUUCUGGGCUACUUAUUUCCGUUUCCCUUGGCGUUGGCACUAGUAUCCUUUUGUUCUGCUGUGGGUGCAACCUGCUGCUAUCUCUUGGCGGGAUUUAUUGGAUCAAAAUUGUUGACUUAUCUAAUUCCGAAAGAAAUUGAAGAGUGCCGAAUGCUGCGGUAUCGUCACGCAAUGUUUUUCUGUAUAUGCCUCUUGCGCAUUUCCCCUCUCAUACCGAACUGGUUGGUGAAUGUGUCCUCACCGAUAGUGGAGAUUCCGAUUCUGCAUUUCUUUUUGGGCACGCUUGUCGCAUUGCAAGAAUUUGGUGGGAUAGCCGGACAAGUAAUGCUGGGGUCAGGCGUAGAAUUUUAUGCAACCGCGGUUGCCCACUGGAGCAAGUGGUCGACCGUCAUAGAUUACGUUGGUUGGGGCAUGUGUUACGCAUGUCACCAAAUAGGUUGUCAUGGCGAGCGAUGUUUGCCGAGGCAGGUAGUGGAUCAGGUAGUGGGUGGUCAAAGUGAGAUCUGGCAUGAGGGUAUUCUAACCCUAACCAGGAGCCUGGGUCACAUAGGUCCGGUUAGGCUCCUUGGAUGGUGA